AUGGCGGCCUUUGGUGAAGUAAGUAAGCUCUUGCGGGUUGAAGUUACGACGCUGACCUCGGAUAGCAUCAUCUGCGUCCACGACAUAGGAGGAUCGCCGAAGACGACAUGGCAUCAUGAUGAAUCUGGCAAGAUGUGGAUUUCGGAUCCGGAAUUCCUCGGCAACUUCUCAAACUCGGCGCGAUUAUGGUCAUACGGAUACAACUCGGACCCGUCAGUCAACAUGACGCCCUCCAGUAUUGCAUUCCAUGCCAACGAACUCCUCGCAAUAAUCAUGGCUGUUUACACAGUGAAUGGGGGAGGAGGACCAACCAUCUUCAUUGCACAUGGUCUCGGUGGGGUCAUCGUCAAGAAGGCCGUCAUACUCUCCUUGAGCUGUCCUGAGUACUUCAACAUCCGCGAUUCCAUCGCUGGCAUUGUCUUUUUGGACACGGUACAUCACGGCACUGAUUCGGAGGGCGUUCUGAAAGCAGUCAAAACUAUCGCGGCACUCAGUCUCCAAAAGGGAUCCUUGAAACCAUCGUGGGACGACACAAGGCAAUAUGCAGAUGCCGUCCGCGAAGUCAACACCGCUUUUCUUGACAGGCUGCCGACGGAACUUGAGAUGCUCAAUUUCAUUGCGUUGAGACGGGUUGAGCUGACUGUUGAUGGUUCCGAAACGCACAAGACUUUGACAUCCCUGUCCGACCACGCCCCCCGCCAGGCCGAGCCAUGGGGCUACCCCCAGGCGUAA
This is a messenger RNA of Colletotrichum chrysophilum, 732 nucleotides long. RefSeq lists its product as uncharacterized. Bases 1 to 732 code for a protein of 243 amino acids. The record is from RefSeq and is a predicted model, not a curated record. The transcript has 4 exons. NCBI's taxonomy places the organism in Eukaryota, Fungi, Ascomycota, Sordariomycetes, Glomerellales, Glomerellaceae.